Molecule: messenger RNA, 2869 nt
Organism: Platichthys flesus (European flounder)
Lineage: Eukaryota; Metazoa; Chordata; Actinopteri; Pleuronectiformes; Pleuronectidae
Gene: nudt13
Product: nudix (nucleoside diphosphate linked moiety X)-type motif 13
Exons: 9
Coding region: 104-1021 (305 amino acids)
Molecular function (GO): hydrolase activity
Source: RefSeq, a predicted model, not a curated record
AAGAAGAAGACGACAACGAAGAAGAAGAAGAAGAAGAAGAAGAAGAAGAGUAGCUGCAGGCAGCAGAAUCGGUUCAAACCAGUCUGGUCCAGACCAGUUCAGGAUGGCGGCCAUGUUGAAACCUCUGAGGAUCCUCCUCUCUACCCCAAAAUGUCCGCAGAGUCGCAGCUGCUCAAGAUAUGUCUCCAGGAUGAGGUAUGUGAACAAGCUGAAGGAGGACGAGUCCUUGUGUGCUGAAGCGCUGCAGAACAGCAACAUCAUGUUGUUCCACCGUCUGUCUCCUCUGCUGCAACGUGCUGAGAGAGGAACCUUCACACCGGCAACAUUCAGCAGUUCAGAUGUGCAGUUGAUUCUGGAGCGACUUGGUCAUGACAGAGGUUUGCUGACGGAGUCAGUUCUGGUCGGCUGUUCUGAAGAGAACCAGGCUCAGUUCUGUUUGGAUGUUGGAGAAUUGGAUCAGGCAGCAGUAGAAGACGAGUGUGAAGGAAACUUUGUCGAGCUCAGGAAAUCCUUCUUUCUGCUGACUGCUGCAGAGGUCCCUAUAGUGGCCAAGGGUCAGGCUCUGCUGCGCUGGCAUCAAACCAACAGGUUCUGCUGUGCUACAGGCCAGCCGACCCACCGGAACCAGGCAGGAAGUCAGAGAGUCUGCAGGAGCAGCGGGACUGUCCACUAUCCAACGAUGUCUCCAGUGGUGAUUGUCCUGGUGUCUGACGGGAAACGGUGUUUGUUGGGGCGACAGUCGUCCUUCCCACGGGGGAUGUACAGUGCUCUGGCUGGUUUCUGUGACAUGGGUGAGUCUGUGGAAGAGACUCUGUGCAGGGAGGUGGCGGAGGAAGUGGGUUUGGAGGUCGACAGCAUCUCCUACAGCUCCUCGCAGCACUGGCCUUUCCCUCACAGCUCCUUUAUGCUGGGCUGCCACGCCUCUGUAAGCCCCGCCCACACUCAGGGCUUUAACAUGGUGAGACAUCCUCUGUCCUUCAGCCUCAACAAGGGUCAGGACAAACUACUAAAAACCUUUUAACAGGUACAAAUACACAAAAACCUCAGAGACACAUGUGAGGACCCGUCUCCCAGGACGGACACAAGUCAACAGAUGUCAAGUGAAGGAAACAUCAUCAGAUUAAAGUUGUCAGCAGCAUUGAUGAGGGGAAACAUUUUGAUGAAUAACUUCAAUACUAUAUGUCAAUCAGUUCUGCUGCAUCAUAGUCUGUGGUCAGCAACCAGCAAGACCAUGAUCCACCAUCCAGAUCAGAUCCACUAUAGUCCACAGUCAUUGUCCACUGCCUCCAGUUAGGAUCCAUCAUCAGCUGCCACCUCGGUCCUGGUCCACCAACAUCUGAUGCCAACGUGACACAGGAUCCUCCAUUACCACUACGAUCAGCCAGCACGAUAUAGAAUCCACCAAACUGGAUCAAACUGGAUCCACCACCACGACCUCUGCUACACGAUCCACAAAUCAUAAUCCAUGGUGUGGCCACAGUGGCCCUGGAUCUGCAGAGAUAAAGCAAAGGGACUCGGGGAAGAGGUCAAGGGUCAGAAACAUGUACUGAUGAGAUAUGAAUUACUUCAAUGGGAUAGGGAUGAAGAAGAGGAAGGAGAAGCUGGAAAGAGGAGCUCCGUGUGUCAUGGGUCAAAUUUUUCUAACUACACGACAAAGCAACGCGAGCCCCACGCAGCCCGCAAGGCUUGUGAUUGGUCUGCUUACUACAUCCCGUCCGGAGUCUAGUUUCCGGUUUCAUGCCCCACAAUACGCGGAAAUCACGGAAGAUUUAGAAGAACGAAUAUGGACCAAAUAGAAGAGCACUUGGCAGAAGAGAUCCGAAAAUAUGACCACUUGUAUAACCCGUCACUGACUGGAGGAUUUGUCCACCAGAAAGAGGCUCUGAGGAGUCGGAGUGGCGACGUAAAUAAACAGUCGACGAAGAAGAAGACGUCUCUUCUUUGUGUGUUUUGUCUUCAACAAACAACGCUACUCCGCGUAGUGUUCUGGCGGUGAAUUGCGUCGCAACAUGUUAGAGAAGCAUCAACCAAAACGAGUCCGUCGAUGCAGCUGCGUGGUCUUCCGCGGUGGCAGUCCGGGACUAUAAUUCGGCCUUUAGCAUCAUCAGCGGUUUUUACCUUGUAAUCAAUGAAACAAUGAUAAAGGCUGAACUGGAGGCUACACUGGGGCUCAAGGUAAAUCUGACUGGCUACUGGUUUGUAUGGUAGAACGAUGAAAACCAUGUGGGCCACUAAGUAGAUCAGACAUCAAUACCUCUAUGCCUUUUUAAACUAAACGCUUCCUAUUUUAGAACAUAGGACAAGUAAUGUUCAGCUGCACUAAUCAGCUCUAACUAUAAGCUUUAUCAAAAAGGAAGGUUUUGAGUCUACUCUUAAACGAACAGAUGGUGUCUGCCUCCCGAACUGAAAGUGGUAGAUACAUACACCUGUGAUUACGUUACAUUACAUUGAGCUGACGCUUUUAUCUCAAGAGACAAUAAGUGCAUCAACCAUGAGGAAAAAAAACAACAAGAAUCAAGAGGCCAAACUACAAAGUGCGAUGAGUAAGUGACAUAUGUGCCACUAAACAUAGUGUUUAAAAUUGUAUAUUUAUUAAAACAUUAUAGUCAGAAGAGAUGUGUCUUCAGUCUGGAGGACGAUGUGUGGACUUCCUGUCCUAAUGUCCAUGUGGAGCUGGUUCCACGGUUUAGGAGUCAGGACAGGAAACUGUCCUGAUCAAAGUUAAUAGUCCGUUCACGGGUAGGAGGAGCUUUUCCCUGGAAGGAAAAGUAGUUUGUAGAUGAUAGAUGAGAGCAGGAACUAAAGUUUGAUACAACCAGUUGAGGACCUAGCGUUGACCCUGAGGAACACCUCAGUAGCAGCUGUUUGA